Molecule: messenger RNA, 981 nt
Organism: Marchantia polymorpha subsp. ruderalis
Lineage: Eukaryota; Viridiplantae; Streptophyta; Marchantiopsida; Marchantiales; Marchantiaceae
Source: the annotation of a GenBank genome assembly
CAAGCGUGCGAUUAUGGCGCGUUGAAACGCAGUCGUCCGGUCGGGAACCCACCGGAUGACUUAAGAACAAUAACGACAUUCUCUGGGAAAAGAGCCCCAAACUGGGGAGUUUCUUUUCUCCUCCAGGCAUGUCCCCGUUUGGAAGACCACUCUCGUGAAUCCGUAGGUGAGUUUACAUGCCACUCGCACAUGUGAGAGUUGUCGUGUUUUACGAGGACAUGACAAUAGACAUUGACCCAAAAGCGUUCGAGCAGUUUCACUUGCCUUUCAGAGUGAUGAAGAUUCUCAAAUCGCACAGUGAAGGCCAUGUCGGUGAAAAGGUCGAGAGGUCAAACAUGUUGGCGCCUGGGGUCGGCCUUUUGUCGUCGCUUGUACUCGUGGGGCUUCCCAUCGAUUCAAUGGCUCAGAAGGUUCGCGGGCCGAAUCUGCGCCCUAGGGUUCCGAGAACGUCAACUUCAAGUUGUCGAGUUCGAGUCUAGCAAGUGAGCUCGAGUUGGAACCUGGUCCAUAGCAAGACAUGAGAACAGUUCGCGAGGUGUUGCAGAACACGACACGUCGAUUUCCAAGAUCUGACCCUUGGCCCUAAAAGGCACCGGACAUUCACUCGCAUAUGCCUCGUACCGUUCGAGCUCGGUGGAGUCUACGCUCGUCCUGCCUUUCCAACCCAUGCACCAUUUCAACUUUGGCGACUUCUAGACUGGAAUCACCACCCAUCCGUCAUUGACUUACCUUACCGCUCUGUUGUAGCUUCAGCUCUACGUUUUUGUGUCGUGCUCCUUAUCUUUUCGAAAUCUUCAUCAUACCUCGAUCUGCAAGGUCUACGCAGCUAAGAUUUUCUAAACAUCUUGGAGCUGUUUUGUGAAUUUUAAGAAAAAACGUAUUAUAUGUACGAGGUAAUUCACUGUGCAUAACCUUAUGUGUUCGCAAGAUCAGUUGAAAUCUUCACGAGAUUAUGACAUCUUCCAACUAGUGUUCUCCGGA